GGCGGCCAUGGUUGUAUGGCUUUCCUCGGCGGCAUAUGCAGAGCAGGGAACAGCCACUUUUUACACGCCUCCUUACGUUCCCUCCUCAUGCAACGGAUAUCAAAACGAUGGUGUGCUGAUUGCUGCAGCAAGCGCUCCCAUUUUUAACAAUAAAGCUGCUUGUGGAAGAAGCUACAGAGUAACAUGCACCGGCGCUACUAACCAAGGUGUGCCACAACCUUGCAAGGGUACCAGCGUUGUGGUUAAAAUUGUGGAUCUCUGUCCUUCUCCUGGAUGCCAAGCAACCCUCGAUCUCUCUCAGGAAGCCUUUGCCACCAUUGCUAACCCCGACGCGGGCAAGAUCACGAUUGAGUAUAAUCAGGUUUGAAGCUAAGCUAGCUAGCUCUCUAAGCCAUAUGGAGGAGCAAAUUAUUAUGCGACGCAAAUUUUAUGCCACAAUUUGUGUGAAACUUUUAUGUUUCGUUGAAGUCAAGUCAUGAAUAAGAAAGCAGCACUUUGUGUGAAACAUUUAUGUUUUGCACGUGAUAAUUAAAUAAAGAGGGCCCUUGCUGUUUAUACAAAA
Molecule: messenger RNA, 562 nt
Organism: Prunus mume (Japanese apricot)
Lineage: Eukaryota; Viridiplantae; Streptophyta; Magnoliopsida; Rosales; Rosaceae
Product: EG45-like domain containing protein
Biological process (GO): systemic acquired resistance
Cellular component (GO): apoplast; cell wall
Source: RefSeq, a predicted model, not a curated record